GGGCUUCCACUGCCUCUAUCCUUCACAGCUCUUAAGUCAACAAACCUGCUGCUUUCUCAUCUUGACCACCGGCUCUAUCUCAACUAAGAAACCAAAGAUGUCUGGCAUCAUGAAGGUGUUUCUGCUCCUGGCCGUUGCAGUCUGCAUCUCUAAAGCUCAGCUGAAUGAACCAGGACAGAGCUGUCUUUGUCAGCGUGUCAGAAACGGCGUCUUCUCAAAGGCUGACAUAAGGGACAUCCAGAUUUACCCUGCUUCUAUCUUCUGUGACAAAGUAGAGAUUGUUGUGACCAGUGCAAACGGCCGCUACUGUCUGAACCCUGAACUUCAAAUUGUGAAAAAGAUGCUUACCAGAGUCUUAAGGAGAAAGGCCGCCUCCACUUCCAAGCCCACCAGUCUCAGCAACAGCUCAGUCAGCAGCAGAACCACAGCUCAGAUCUGAUUCUUCACGAUGA
Molecule: messenger RNA, 452 nt
Organism: Xiphophorus couchianus (Monterrey platyfish)
Lineage: Eukaryota; Metazoa; Chordata; Actinopteri; Cyprinodontiformes; Poeciliidae
Product: C-X-C motif chemokine 10-like
Exons: 4
Coding region: 98-439 (113 amino acids)
Biological process (GO): immune response
Cellular component (GO): extracellular region
Molecular function (GO): chemokine activity
Source: RefSeq, a predicted model, not a curated record